AUGACACCUUCUAUUGUGAAAAAGACGACUGCUAAGUGUGAGAGAAAAGUAUCGGAUUUCCUGUUUGAAUUGACAAUUUUUAACGUCAGUUUGAGCCAAGCAGGAAGUUACGGCCUGAAAUGCAAUUGCUGGGGAGAUUCUUGUGUUACAAAUUCAGAGUAUUUAACAGUCGUCGAACCCCCGAGCAAGCCCAGACUUGGUCCUAAAACGGGCGACUUUUCCGCAACCAACUGUAUCUAUGUUGACGCGGAUACACAUCCCUACUGCAAUGUUAUCAGUGGAACACCGCCUCUUAACGUUACACUUACGAUAGGAGCAGAAAUCUACCCAUUGGUUGAGAGUAUUCGCGAUAGUCAACGUUUUGAAAUUAAGAAUGGCACUUUCCGUUUUACGAAACACAACUACGUGCGGAAUAUAACAUGCCACGUUUCGAAUCUUCUAGAACAAGCCCCCGUGUGGAAUACUGCGAAACUUUGUAACAUAGAAAAGGGUUCUGGUCCACUUCUUAUCGUACCGGAAUAUACACUUAAUUACACGCCGCAAAUACAAUGUGAGGUGAAGUUUGCCUUACCUGCACCGGAAGUAGAAAUACGCAUUCAUAACAGUACAGUUCCCGGUAAAGAAACCACCACUUUUGACAACACCACCCAGUCUUUUACUAGUAAAGUAUCCCUUCAAAAAGCAGAGGCUGACUGGGAGGGAAGCAACAUAUGCUGUUAUCAAAAGUCCAAGUUUUACAACAGUUUGGAGCCGGUUUGCAAGACACUUAUAUUGAAAAUUAAACCCAAACCACCAAUUCUUGGUCCUCAGUUAGAAGACUUUUCCACAACUAACUGCAUUUACGGAAACAGCGGUCACGACAUUUAUUGCAAAACACAAGGAGGGACCAAACCAAUUCAAGUUUUUCUUUCAUUGGGAACCAGGCAAUAUCAUCUCAUUGAAAACAAGAUUGAGCCUGGAUUAUAUGAAAUGAAUCAUAGUGUAUCUGAUCCGUUCACAGUAUUUACAAAGAUAGAAGUUAUUUGCCAAGUUUCUAACGAAGUCACUCCAGAGCCCCUAAAUGUAUCGGCUUUUCUUUGUCGGAGUGAAAAAGGUGACAAACCAAGUUUGACAGUGCCACAUAGUUUUGUUGGUGAAAAUUCCUCGACACUUUGUAAAGUUAAACAUGCUCGUCCGGCUCCAAAACUAUCCAUAUAUGUCGCAAAUGUCAUGGUUAAUAAUGUACACCAAAAGAACACAUUCAACGAUUCAUCUAACACGUUUACGAGCAAGGUGGAAAUUCAAAACCCAUCGCGGCACUGGAAUGCCAACCAAAUGUGUUGCGUUCGAAGGAGUAAAGUCUCAAAUGAUUCGGUACAGAUCCUCCGUCUGAAUUGA
This is a messenger RNA of Mya arenaria, 1377 nucleotides long. RefSeq lists its product as uncharacterized. The record is from RefSeq and is a predicted model, not a curated record. Lineage: Eukaryota; Metazoa; Mollusca; Bivalvia; Myida; Myidae. Bases 1 to 1377 code for a protein of 458 amino acids. The transcript is spliced from 7 exons.